Vanessa tameamea is the source of this 527-nucleotide messenger RNA. RefSeq names its product RNA exonuclease 4-like. The coding region runs from base 38 to 526 and encodes 162 amino acids. Gene Ontology annotation, cellular component: nucleus. Gene Ontology annotation, molecular function: nucleic acid binding; exonuclease activity. The transcript is spliced from 2 exons. NCBI's taxonomy places the organism in Eukaryota, Metazoa, Arthropoda, Insecta, Lepidoptera, Nymphalidae. The record is from RefSeq and is a predicted model, not a curated record.
UGAAUAGCUCUUUUAACAUCAUAAUCGUAAUUACAAAAUGUCGGUUACAAACGUACUUGCCAUUGAUUGUGAAAUGGUUGGAAGUUAUAAUAAAAACUUGUUAGCGCGUGUAUCCAUUGUGAAUCAGCAUGGAAGUACUAUUUUUGACGAAUAUGUUAAACCUACAUCAACAGUUACUGAUUAUAGGGCUUUUGUAGACAAGAAGUGGAAAUUAGAAAAUGGCAGAGACUUCUCCCUUGUCAAAAACCAAGUGGCCAAUCUUAUACAGGCACGUAUUUUAGUAGGGCAUUCAAUACAUUUCGACCUUGAAGUCUUGCAAUUGUCUCAUCCUGAGAGCAAGCGCAGAGAUUUGGCGAAAUACAACCGUCUCCAGCGAAAUGGCCAGCCUGUGGCUCUCAAGACUCUUUCCAAAAAUUAUUUAGGAAGAGAUAUACAACCAACCGCUUACCAUGACUCCGUGGAAGAUGCAAAGGCAUGCAUGGAUAUCUAUCUAAAACUUGCCAAUGAAUGGGAAAAAAAUUAUUAAA